UGAUCGUGUAGACGUCAACAUGGGAGAGAAGCUUCUCGUGACACCCGAAAAUAACCACGAAAAUCUUCUCCAUUAAGGCGCAACUAUUGCACUAAACGGUGAUACUCGCCGAGAUUUUUUCUCCGAGUCAGGUUCACAUUUUAUUAAAGGAUUUGUGACUAGUUGAUUGAUGCACCGAACAAAUCCACGACUGUCCUUCGUGUACAACUUAAUAUGAAGCUUGGAAUAAUGGAUUCGGAGAAGGGGCUGAUUGACAGUAAGUGUGAGCAGAACUCAGCAGGUCAACAUGACACUGUGCUUGUGUUAAGUGAUAUGAAGGAGUCUGAAAGGGUGAGACGUGUUUGCCGAACUCUGAAAUAUCAACCGAAGCGGGUUCAGAGAUCUGGUGCUGAAAAGGUGUGCGACUUCACCGCUGACCUUAUCGUCAAAGGUGCAGAAGAUGCGUCUAACGAACAGCACGUCUGCAGGAACUGCGGCGCCGUAAGUACCUGCAGAGCCGAACUUGAAGCACACCUGAAGGACCAUAAGGUCUGCAAGACAGGCUACGGACUCAGGAGUGGACUGGAAAAGAACUAUAGUGAGGAGAGGGAAGAGCAGUCGUCCUCGGACGAGAUGGAUCCGACACCCGAGAGUCCAAAUCACGACACGCAAUUUCAGCAGAGAAAAAAGCAUAUUUGUAAUCUAUGUGGUAUGGAAUAUCUCAACAAAUCCAAGCUCAUUGCCCACAUGAGGAUCCACACUGGAGAAACACCAUACAAGUGUAAAGAAUGUGGAAAGGGUUUCAGACGCAGCGACUGGUUAGCAAAACACGUGAAAACGCAUGAAGGCAAAAAAAAUCCUGAGAACAAGAAGAAGCUGUACGCAUGCGACCUCUGUGACAAGAGGUACAGCUGCAGACAUUCUCUCUCUCAGCACAAAGGCAUACACACGGGUGUGAAACCUUACCUCUGUGCUAUAUGCCAGAGGCACUUCUACCGUAAAGGCUGCCUCAGAGCGCAUUUAAUGCGCCACUCGGAUGACCGUCCGUACACGUGCUCCGAAUGCGGACACGGCUUCAAGCGCGCGGGAACUCUUAAAAAGCACAUGCGCAUCCACACUGGAGAAAAACCCUACUCGUGUAGCUUCUGUGGGAAAAAGUUUCCGUACAAAUACUGCCUUGACACACACAUGAAAAACGUCCGGUGUAAGCGCUCACGAGCUGAGAAUAAAGCAGCGUGAAGAAGAACAAGAUACAGAUCGAACAUCGUUUUUAUACGUCCUAAGUUUUUACUGAUGUACGGAGCACUAGGAAGUCUCCGUCUACUUCGAGGUACCGCUUGAUUGUCUGGGUUUUUUUGUGACCGAUUUCACACAAGCAUAGGAGUGUGAGCAGAAGCCUGACUUUUUGCGCAUAAAAACAUGCAGAAAUUGGCUGGAUGAAGGAUCUUCUACUCCUCCCUAGUCAAGUGUGGGUGGAGAUGUCUGGUCCAGAAUCCUGGAGAAGUACAGUGAAGAGGAACGUUUGGUUGUAAAAGCUAGAACUGGACCUCUGCGUUAUCGCCGUCUGGUUCACAUUUGCACCCGAGGACAUUUUAUUAAAGGAUUUGUGACGAGUUGAUUGGUGCACCGAACGAAUCCGCGACUGUGACUGUCCUUCGUGUACAACUUUAAUAUGAAGUUCGGAAGAAUGGAUUCGGAGAAGGAGCUGAUUGACAGUUCACAUUUGCACACAAGGACAUUUUAUUAAAGGAUUUGUGAGGAGUUGAGUGGUGCACAGAACGAAUCCGUGACUGUCCUUCGUGUACAACUUAAUAUGAAGCUUGGAAUAAUGGAUUCGGAGAAGGGGCUGAUUGACAGUAAGUGUGAGCAGAACUCAGCAGGUCAACAUGACACCGUGCUUGUGUUAAGUGAUAUAAAGGAGUCUGAAAGGGUGAGACGUGUUUGCCGAACUCUAAAAUAUCAACCGAAGCUGGUUCAGAGAUCUGGUGCUGAAAAGGUGUGCGACUUCACCGCUGACCUUAUCGUCAAAGGUGCAGAAGAUGCGUCUAACGAACAGCACGUCUGCAGGAUCUGCGGCACAGUGAGUACCUGCAGAGCAGAACUUGAAGCACACCUGAAGGACCAUAAGGUCUGCAAGACAGGCUACGGACUCAGGAGUGGACUGGAAAAGAACUAUAGUGAGGAGAGGGAAGAGCAGUCGUCCUCGGACGAGAUGGAUCCGAUACCCGAGAGUCCAAAUCACGACACUCAAUUUCAGCAGAGCAAAAAUAUUUGUAAUCUCUGCGGUAUAGAAUAUGUCUACAAAUCCAAGCUCGUUGUCCACAUGAGGAUCCACACUGGAGAAACACCGUACAAGUGUAAAGAAUGUGGAAAGGGUUUCAGACGCAGCGACUGGUUAGCAAAACACGUGAAAAUGCAUGAAGGCAAAAAAAAUCCUGAGUACAGGAAGAAGCGGUACGCAUGCGACCUCUGUGACAAGAUGUACAGCCGCAGAGAUACUCUGUUUCAGCACAAGCGCAGACACACGCAGACACAAGCACAGGAACCUUACCCCUGUGCUAUAUGUCAGAGGAUCUUCUACAAUAAAGGCUGCCUCAGAGCGCAUUUAAUGCGCCACUCGGAUGACCGUCCGUACACGUGCUCCGAAUGCGGACACAGCUUCAAGCGCGCAGGAACUCUUAGAAAGCACAUGCGCAUCCACACUGGAGAAAAACCCUACUCGUGUAGCUUCUGUGGGAAAAAGUUUCCGUACAAAUACUGCCUUGACACGCAUAUGAAAAGCUCCCGGUGUAAGCGCUCACGAGCUGAGAAUAAAGCAGCGUGAAGAAGAACAAGAUCAAGAGACAGAUCGAAACUGGAUUGAACAGCUUUGGCCUAAUUCUGAACUUUUUUUUUUUGAUUUUUCACAACUCUUGAUAUUCAGACAUCACUUCUAACUUUGUAUGGGAGCAAGCAUGCACAAGAAAUGAUCCUAGCUUCUCACAGAAGUUAGUAAGGAUCCAGACAAACAAUGUCCCUUGCAUAAAAAACCGCAUCGCCUCAGGAGAUGUCGCAGUUUCUGCAGCAAGUCCCUAUGCUUCAAGUGUUGGGCAUCAACCAAACACCAAGCCAAGAACUGUCAAAUCAAAGUCACCUGCUGUUAAUAGUUUGUACGACCCCUUAGGUUUUGUUGCGCCUUUAACUGUACAGGGAAAAGGACUCAAGAGAACUAACCUCCGAACCAUGUGACUGGGACGACCUCCUAUCGCCAGCUAAAGUAAGACUAUGGUCUGUAUGGAGAGACUCUCUUCUCGAGUUAGAACACCUACACAUUCACAGACCAUACGUACCAUUGUCUCUUUCCUCACAACACAGAGAGCUGUGUGUCUUCAGUGACGCCUCAUCCAACGCAAUUGCCACAGCCUACUUGCGAGUUGUCAACGAGCAGAGACAGCACCUCACCGGAUUUGUCAUGGGCAAAGCCACGCUGGCACCAAAACCAGCUCACACAAUUCCACGACUGGUGUUAUGCGCCGGGGUCCUUGCUUCUCAGUUCUCAGAUCACACUGUGGAGCCUGUAAGGAGCUAAAGAUCAGUACAGAUUACCCUGAGAUCCAAGACUACCUGAACAACGAAGGCUGUACAUGGACAUUCAACACGCCUCACUCAUCACAUAUGUGUGGAUCAUGGGAAAGAAUGGUUGGCAUUGCCUGCCGCAUUCUAGACUCGAUGUUACUGCAGUCAGGUCCAACUCGUCUUACCCAUGAGGUCCUCACAACACUAAUGCUCGUCCAUUGGUUCCCAUAAGUACUGAUUCAGACUCGCCAACCAUUUUGAUGCCGUCUAUGCUUCCAGUGACUCAACUUAUUCUCCUCCUUCCCCAAAGAAGUGAUACAAAGACUGAUUAGCAUUAAAUAGUGGUAUAAAAGCAUUUACACCAGGUGGGUGAUUUUGGUUGUACAGUUAUACAGAUCUUUAAGAUCUUUGGUUGUACAGAUCUUUAAGCGCCCUCUUGCAGUGAGGAUUGGGAUAGUAACAUUCGUAUUACACGUGUUGAGUUUAAUCGUUAAAAGCAGGGUCUCCGAUUUUUGAGAAAUGCUUCGGAAAACGGAGUCGGGCUGAAAAAUAAACAAAAACAAAACAAACGUGUAGCCAAUGAGUAGAAAGGGGCAGGUCUUGUUAAUAUGGGGCGGAGAGAGUGUUCAGUGUGCAUGUGUGAUGUUAGCAGAAAGCGGUUUUAACAUUGACAUGGAGGAUAAAAACAAAGAAAGAAUGCGAAGAAAGGCUUACGAUAAGGCGAGAAGUAGGACGUG
Tachysurus fulvidraco (yellow catfish) is the source of this 4271-nucleotide messenger RNA. Its product is annotated as zinc finger protein 32-like. Gene Ontology annotation, molecular function: DNA-binding transcription factor activity; RNA polymerase II cis-regulatory region sequence-specific DNA binding. The transcript has 4 exons. NCBI's taxonomy places the organism in Eukaryota, Metazoa, Chordata, Actinopteri, Siluriformes, Bagridae. Gene Ontology annotation, biological process: regulation of transcription by RNA polymerase II. The record is from RefSeq and is a predicted model, not a curated record. The coding region runs from base 1793 to 2803 and encodes 336 amino acids.